Molecule: messenger RNA, 1705 nt
Organism: Callorhinus ursinus (northern fur seal)
Lineage: Eukaryota; Metazoa; Chordata; Mammalia; Carnivora; Otariidae
Gene: DAW1
Product: dynein assembly factor with WD repeats 1
Cellular component (GO): nucleus
Molecular function (GO): protein binding
Source: RefSeq, a predicted model, not a curated record
CAACGCUCUCUUCGGCGACGCGCCCUGGAGCCCCCGUCCGCCCCUGCGAACAAGCAGGCAGGUGUAGGCGCCGGCAGGGGCGGGGCGUGUUCCCUGGCCGCGCCUCGCCGGGCCGACGCCCCCCAACCUUCCCGGGGUCGCCCGCGCCGCAGACCGCACCCCGGAAGCCUGCACGCCCAGCUCCGCGCCCUGGAAGCUCGCGCAUGCGCGCCGAAGCCCCGCAGCUGUUUGGCCGUUUCCACGGCUACGAAGAGCGUUGGCCGGGGGCCCGGGAAGGAGAAAAUGAAGCUUAAGAGCCUCCUGCUCCGGUAUUACCCGCCAGGAAUUAUGUUGGAAUAUGAAAAGAGUGGAGAGUUGAAAACCAAAUCCAUAGAUUUGCUCAACCUCAGUUCCAGCACUGAUGUCAAUGCCUUAGUAGAAGAGAUACAGAAAGCAGAGCCUCUAAUCACAGCUUCACGAUCAGAUCAAGUAAAGCUUUUAAUACAGAGAUUACAAGAUAAACUCAGACAGCACAGUAACCACAAAUUUUAUCUUUUUAAGGUUCUCAGAGCACAUAUACUGCCAUUGACUAAUGUUGCACUUAAUAAAUCAGGCUCAUGCUUUAUCACAGGAAGCUAUGAUCGGACAUGUAAAGUCUGGGACACUGCAUCUGGAGAGGAGCUUCACACCCUGGAGGGCCACAGGAAUGUGGUCUAUGCCAUAGCAUUCAACAACCCUUACGGUGACAAAAUUGCUACUGGGUCCUUUGAUAAGACUUGUAAGCUAUGGAGUGCAGAAACGGGAAAAUGUUACCAUACCUUUAGAGGUCAUACAGCAGAAAUAGUUUGUUUAUCAUUCAAUCCUCAAAGCACACUGGUGGCUACUGGGAGCAUGGACACAACGGCCAAACUGUGGGACAUUCAGAAUGGAGAGGAAGUGUUCACUUUAACAGGACAUUCUGCUGAAAUCAUCUCUUUGUCCUUUAACACCUUGGGAAACAGAAUCAUCACAGGAUCUUUUGAUCAUACUGUUGCAGUGUGGGAAGCUGAUACUGGAAGGAAGGUGUAUACCUUAAUCGGGCAUUGUGCUGAAAUUAGCAGUGCUCUAUUCAACUGGGAUUGCUCUCUGAUAUUAACUGGCUCUAUGGACAAGACCUGCAUGCUGUGGGAUGCCACAAACGGAAAAUGUGUGGCCACGCUGACAGGCCACGAUGAUGAAAUACUAGACAGCUGUUUUGAUUACACUGGAAAACUUAUUGCAACUGCUUCAGCCGAUGGAACAGCAAGAGUUUUCAGUGCAGCCACAAGAAAAUGCAUUACCAAAUUGGAAGGCCAUGAAGGCGAAAUUUCAAAGAUUUCUUUCAACCCCCAAGGGAAUCAUCUUCUGACUGGCAGCGCUGACAAAACAGCUAGAAUCUGGGAUGCUCAGACUGGUCAGUGCCUCCAGAUUCUCGAGGGGCACACGGAUGAGAUCUUUUCAUGUGCUUUCAACUAUAAAGGCAACAUAAUCAUUACAGGUAGCAAGGAUAAUACGUGUAGGAUAUGGCGCUGACUGAAGAAAAAGGCAGCUGGUGAACAAAUUUGCUAGUAAUGGAGAUCAAGACCUGGAGCUUCACAGAGAGCAAGCAGGCUGUUUGGAUAUUUCAUGUUUUCUCUCUUUCCAAAAGUCAGCAAUUUAUACACUAACCUUAGCUUCAUGGAUAUGACCAUUAAAACUGAUAAAGUUA